AUGGACGAUUUUGUGAUUGGCUUUAUCCCUGUCAUUGAUAUCAACACCCCCACUCGUCGAACAACUCUUCAAACGGAACCAGAUCACAUGAAAAAUCUUCAUAAUAGUCGUCUUGGCGGCAAUAUUUGGACGGCGACCGACCAUCCAGUACGUUGCGGAGAGUUUAACAGUAGUAACGCCGUCAAUGGCACAGAGGCCUCAACAUUAAUCCUAUUUAACAAUUUGAUCAGUUUAAUUGCUACAAGGGAAAAUGGUAUUAUGCCACGAUUUUCGCAAACGCUACUUCGGAGACGUUCCAGGUUGAUAUUAAGUAAGUGGCAGAGACAUCGGCGGAUUAAUAGAGAGGAUCCUCGAUCUUCCUCGCCACGCCGAGAGCCGAUAAAGGUGUCUACUUCUACAUUGAUCGAAUCAAAAAUGGGAAAUAAACGAAAUAAGAGCGACAAAGUAAAGAAUAAGCAUCAAGCUGUCUCACCAAAGCGGAGAAAGAUGCUGCCCGACACUACGGAGCAGACCAACCACCAAACAGAUGCCACUAAUACUUCAACUGCUGAACACACCAUAAACGGCUCUGAAAAUAUUUUUCCUUCGAAUACAUCAAUAACAGCAGGUACACCGACAACAAACAACAUCAUUGACACCGGCAGCACAGCACCGGCAUCUGAAUUUGAGACAGUACCACUCGGGGAACCUGGUCAAUCAACUCCAUCAAAUGGCCACCACGCUUCCUCCUCAUCUUCACAACCUAUAACUGACAUUGACACUAUCGAUGCUGAAAAUGGAAAAACAAAAGAUCCCGAUUCGGAAUCAGAGUGUGAAGAGAGUGUUGUACUAAUGGCUGGUGUCGCGCCUGAGCCUUCUAAUGGACAUGUUAAGGUGGUAGUGAAACGCUCUGAAAUCGAUCGAAAGAAACUCGAAGAUAUUUUACAAAAAGAUGGGGAGAGUGAUAAUGAGGACGAGACAAUGACUGAUGUUGAGCAGAGUAUAUCACCGGAACCAAAUUUUACACCUUCACAGCAAGAAGGAUUCUGUAUAGAUUGUAAGGACCAGGAGGCGUCAUAUUUUUGCGAACAAUGUAAAGAUGAAUUUUGCGAAGUGUGUUUCGCGAUGCUUCAUCGUACAGGCAAUCGGAAAAAUCACAUAACCAGGAAUUUAAAAAGUAAAACUUUGCAAGUACCAAGCAAUAAAUCCUUAGGAAAAGCUUCUACAUCUGCAAGUUCAUCAACUUCCGAUCUCGGUGUGGAUGACGAAUUAACUGGUUCGGAAAGUGAAUUCACAAAAACAGCAACAAUCAUUUCAAAUGGAGGAACAACAUUCGGUCAGUGGUUAGAAGAACGGUGCAAAUUUAUUCCAAUACGUUUAAAUAUGGAUGAACGGAAAAUGUUAAGAUUACUUGAGGCGGCCUUGAAUGUUUCAGAAUACACCGAUAGAAUUGAUAUAAUGUCAUUUUCUCCGCCGUCAGCUAAAGCCAAAAGGAUGGUACAUCAAAUUAGGGAUCUUUGUUGGAUCUUAUCUGGACUUUUAAUUGCUCAUGAUUACAAAAAGGGGCAAGAACUAAUUGCCGACCAUACAUUCAAAGAUAACGAAGAAUUCUUCAAAAUGAUAUUCGAGAUUGGAAGGCGACACAAAGUCAUGAACCCAGAAAAAAUGCGAGAUGUAUAUGGAAAAUUGAUGUAUAUGCUUAUGGAUUCCACCAUUGACGAUGUUCAACAAAUACUAGGUUUUGACAUGGUCAAACCAAUCAAAAACGUAUACGAGUUUCUUGUGAAACGGAAUUGUAUCGAACUACUCCAUAACGAACAUGUGGUAAACGCAACCAAGGAAAUUAUAGCAGAUGGGAAGUCACGAGAGCAAGUGCAGAGAGAGAUACGCGAGAAGGAACGAGCUAUCGAAAUUUUGAGUAGAGAUUAUCAGAAUUCUGAUAUUACUCCCGAUGAGAUUAAGCUGUGUUUAUAUAGUAUUGGAGAUAAUCACGCCUAUUUACGGAGUAAUCGUGAUUGCUGUGACCGUAUGCUUAAUUAUUUGUCAACUUAUUUUUCUCCAAGCAAAAUUGAUGAUGGGUACUCGUUAGCUAUACGCCCUGGAUCUCAUGGUGCUCGACUCUCUCACACUCAUGAGAUGCAAUUCUACUAUGCAAACCAAACACUUUCACUUUGGCGGGAAAUUCAAAAUGAAAUGUUCAUGCUCUGGACACUAGCGGAUCGUGACCUAUUAUCCGACACAAACACAUACCGUUUACGUGACACCGGUCAAGGUCUAAACAGGGUACAAAUGUGUCCAAACGUCUCAAAAGCUAUGCAUUCGAUCCUACAUCGUGCACAACAAAAAGCAAGAUAUUGGGUUGGUAGUUCGGUGAUUCAUCUUGGAGAUAAGAAUGUGCCUAACGCACUCAUGUUCAUAGACAAAUAUAAUCAAGUCGCACGAAUACUUAAUCCGAUUCUCAUCUGCCUAGAUUCAAUUGAACCGCUAAUACAGAAGAACGUCGGAAUUCGUAAUUACAUUAACAACACAUAUGGCGGCCCCGAAAAACUCAGAAAAGAUAUCCUGGCCGACUUUUUCCGGUACGCUUUUGAUGGCAGCGGCGCCGAUAAUUUCUUCGACGCAGGAAGCUGCAUUGACGGAAGGCUCACGAGUGCUUGGAAUUGGUGCUCGCAAAUCGAGAAGAAAGUGUAUUUCCCAGUGUUUCUGCUAACAUUGAAACGACUAAAGAUGCAAAAAAACUCGCACUGCAUCAAUAUACCAAUUUUCCUUCAAAUAUCUCUGAUUCCAAUCGCCACGGCAUUCUUAACAAUCAUACUGUUGUCAACUAUCGGAAUGGGAGGAAUCCUUUUAUCACCACUCCGGAUUAUUGAAAUAUUCUUGGGUUUCUUGAUCGUAUUUCAUAUUUUCGUGUUGUUACAUUUUCGAAUCAAAAAAGGUUAUUUCCCAUCGUUGAGAUCACCACAACGCAUGAUUAUAAUCAAUGAAGAAAAGAAUAAAAGUAAACUUUUGCAUCAACUUCAACCGAUAAUAGAACAGAUGGAGAAAAGAUUGACGACUCGCGGAGACUAUGUUCAGAUCGCUGUUGAGUAG
This is a messenger RNA of Ambispora gerdemannii, 3069 nucleotides long. The record is from the annotation of a GenBank genome assembly. Lineage: Eukaryota; Fungi; Glomeromycota; Glomeromycetes; Archaeosporales; Ambisporaceae.